Molecule: messenger RNA, 570 nt
Organism: Peniophora sp. CBMAI 1063
Lineage: Eukaryota; Fungi; Basidiomycota; Agaricomycetes; Russulales; Peniophoraceae
Source: the annotation of a GenBank genome assembly
AUGGCACACAACACCGAACCAUACGUACAGUCCGGCGAACCCCUCCACGAGUUUCUUCGUUCGUUCUGGCAACGACAAGUCGACAUGGCGGAGGAAGAGGUGCCGGACUACAGGCAUCCGCCUUUGCCGCUUGCGAGGAUCAAGAAGGUUAUGAAGAGUGACCCGGACGUGAAGCAAAUGAUUGCUGCCGACGCCCCCAUCCUCUUCUGCAAAGCCUGCGAAAUACUAAUAGCAGAGAUCACCGCGCGCGCGUUCAUAGUGGCAGACGCGAACAAGCGCCGCACGCUCUCGCGCUCCGACAUCGCCAAGGCGCUCGCCAAGUCCGACCAGUUCGACUUUUUGAUCGAUAUCGUGCCGAGGGAGGAUCCGUUUCCUGGGGGGCGGUCGAAGAAGAAGGGCGCGGAGGGGGCGGGGGCGUCGGGGUCGAAGGAGGCGUCGGCUUCGCUGAAACAGGAGGAGGGCGAUGGACGGGCUGCGGGGGAGGCUCAGGUGCAGCAGCCUGGGCAGAGUAGCCAGCACGUCAUGGACCAGUUACAGUCUAUCUUGAGUCUUCAUCCUCCGCCUAUGUAG